AUGGGGAGCGGCAGCGCGGAGCUGUGGGAGCCAAGCGUGCGAGCUGGUGCCCCGCUUACAUCUCACAGCAAAGGCUGCUGGGGGGUCACCCGGCUACUGAUGGACUUGCAGGCUGCAGUGCCUGGGGUGGCCAACCACGACGCCGGUUGCAUCUCUCCUCCAUGUGCUGCUGGCUACAGAAAGUGUAUGUAUGCAAGAUUCAAGUGCCCUGUAUGUUCAAAAUUUGUAUCUUCCGAUGAAAUGGAUUUACAUCUUGUGAUGUGUUUGACAAAGCCAAGGAUAACCUACAAUGAGGAUGUGCUGAGUAAAGAUGCUGGGGAGUGUGCAAUAUGCCUGGAAGAGUUGCAGCAAGGAGAUACUAUAGCACGGCUGCCUUGCCUCUGCAUAUACCAUAAAGGCUGCAUAGAUGAAUGGUUUGAAGUAAAUAGAUCUUGCCCUGAGCAUCCAUCAGAUUAAGACAAGAUUCAUGUUUUUAGCUGCUUCCACUGAUCAGAAAACGUAGGAGAUGUGAGGUUCCCUUGCUGAACACAGCGUGCCUGCCUUGAGACUUACAGUUCUUUGUGGCUGAAAAAGGCAAAGAUGGACAGUGACAUGGAAAAAGCAUUGCAGACACCAGUUACUUGCCAGUAGUGCUCAGUAUACCAAACACUCACGUAAAGGACACACAGGGAUUUUGAAAAUGCUGCACAUUCUGUAACAAUCGACUCCCCACAGACAUUACUGACGCUGUUUUGUAUCGAAGGCCAAAGUUCCUGUUUUCAGCCUAACUUCUUUUUCUGUGAAGGAGCGGCUUAUUGGACGCGUUUCCUACUGCCUCAAGUGGAAGCGGAGAAGUUUGACCUGUGCUGUCCGAGACCCUUGCAGGAGGAUGGCCCCGGGUUGGAGUGGGAACGUUUUUACCUUCUCCUUGGCUGAAGGAGAGUAAAUGGCAAACUCAAUAUAUAACAGUGUGACCUUAAUUUACUGAAUUCACACCCUGUUUUACGUUCUUCACUUUUUUCAAGAACAGAAAGCAUAAACUUCUCUGCAUAGGAAUACUAUAUUUCAAAAUUUUGUAACUAAACCUUUGUCACAAUGCAGUCCAAAGAGUAAAACCAAGACAGGUAACUAAUUUAUAUUGAUCAAGCUAUAGGGAUUGUUGAAAUCUGCACAUUGUAUUGCUAUUUAACUAAAACUUCUCUUCUACUGCUUGUGAGUAAAAACAACAAAAAAAAAAAUGCAGCAAAGCAAAAUCU
Molecule: messenger RNA, 1235 nt
Organism: Egretta garzetta (little egret)
Lineage: Eukaryota; Metazoa; Chordata; Aves; Pelecaniformes; Ardeidae
Gene: ZNRF2
Product: zinc and ring finger 2
Exons: 5
Coding region: 1-456 (151 amino acids)
Source: RefSeq, a predicted model, not a curated record